Molecule: messenger RNA, 697 nt
Organism: Bombyx mori (domestic silkworm)
Lineage: Eukaryota; Metazoa; Arthropoda; Insecta; Lepidoptera; Bombycidae
Exons: 4
Coding region: 44-613 (189 amino acids)
Source: RefSeq, a predicted model, not a curated record
AUUCAGGCGGAGACUGCCGUGUGUCUCGGAGUGACUCGUCGAGAUGAGACAUUGUUUGUCUUUAUUAUUCAUCGUGCUUUUAAAGAAUGCCGCUUCUUCGUCUACCACCACGCCUAUAUUUGAGAGCACAACAUCAAACGAAACGACUGCAACAGAUUUCAACUAUACCACAACAAUAAUUACCACGACCACGGUCGCACCGGACAUCAUCGAGACAACACUGUUCAAUAGAUACGUCUUUGAAGGGGUGGAUUAUGAUGUCCUACCUCAGAACUUACAAGAUUUAUAUAACGAUUGCUAUGGACAAAAUAUCCGGUGUGUGAGGCAUAGAACGGACCAUUAUCCCGUGUGCGGCUAUAAUCUGAAAUCGGGGUACUACGAUGAUUAUUACGGACCGUGUGAAAUCGAAUUGCAGAACUGUUAUUACAGAGUUAAAAAAGGCUACGGGAUAUACGGGACUGAUUACAAAAACGAUAUCAUUUUCUAUAAUGGCGAAGGCUAUAACUGUAUAUAUUAUUUAAGAAAAGCGAAAAGUAAAGAGGAAAUGCACAAACUUUACAUGGGAGAAGAUUACGACGACGAUGCAUCUCGACGACGUGGUUGGAAAAGAUAAUAAAUUAUUCAUUGACAAUUUUACAAUUUUGCUUUAGUUUACCGACUAAACAAAAUGAAUAUUAAACUAUCGAUUGUCUUCAUA